AUGUCCGACACUUGUAUUGUGUGUUUAGGAGACCUUGGCGAAAGCGCCAGCGAUCCUCUUGCCGUCACCGCCGAGGCCGCGCCAAGACCUGAUCCCCGAGUAGAUGGCAAGCCCAAUGACCCUUCUACCGAGGCGGACGGCGUGGACGGCAAUGAGGAUGCUGGCCAGAUCGCCCAGUUACUCCCUUGCGGCCAUAUCCUGCACAAUAAUUGCCUGAAACCAUGGGUCGAAAGGGCCAACAGUUGUCCCAUUUGCCGCCGCAGCUUCAACAUGGUGGAGCUGAGGGAGCGGCUCGGAGGUCCCGUAUCGUCAUCUUACUCCGUGCAAGACAGAACGCAAGUGGCGGACGUUGAUCCCUCCAUGGUAAUAGAAUAUAUAGAUGAUGAUCUGGCUGAGUUCCCACCGUGUCUUAUAUGUGGGGACGCAGAUAAUGAUGAACUCCUGCUUCUCUGCGAUGCGUGCGAUGCCCCGUCUCACACCUACUGUGUCGGGCUCGAUACCGUGCCGUCCGGGCCUUGGUAUUGCUCGCGCUGCCUCAUCCAACGCACGUCGGGUUCCUCCUCCGAGAUGGCCGAGCGAUCCCUCCGGACUCCGGACCGCCGCGGUCGCCGCACGAGGGCACAGCAGCGCAGACUGCAGAGUAGGAAUCAGAUGAACUCUCUUCACUGGGCACGGGUAUGGCAGUCCGUCUGGGAUCAUCUCAACCUUGACUUGGAUUUUCCUUUUGAUGAUGACAGGGCUGUAGAGCGUGCUCGUCAGCAACAACGACGCGAGGAGGCAAACCAGCGAGAGUUUCGAGUCUGGCAGCGUCGUUUCGAGGUUGCCGAGCAGCAGGGUGGUAACAAUCGAUUCCGAGACACGGCUGCUCUCCUCGACCUCGAAGUUGCUCGGCCGUCACGGCCUCGUGUCCCACGAGAACCUACUCCAGAGCCCGAGUCUCUUGAAGAAAUGCGAGCAUGGAACGCUUUCGAGAGGGCUCGAGAGAUUGAAAACAACCCCCAUGCCGCGAGAAAGAGAAAGGAACCCACUUUGUCGCCAUCACCGGAGCCUACUGAGCCCGAAAGAAAGCUGAAGCGUCCACGAACCCGCAGAGCUCAGGAUCUGGCGGCUCUGGCUACGCAGAAUGGAGAAUCCUCUCGAACUGCUAGCGCCCAAGCCUCUGCUCGUAUCAAUGCCGAGGGGUCGAGCGAGCCAAGCUUCCUUUCAUCCCUUCUUAAGGAAGUAGAGGAUUCCUCAACUCCUCGUGGCGCUAAUUCGCAAGGCCCCUCGGCCCAAGUUUCGGUAGCACCAACCGACCAUCCAUCCCCUGGGCCCUCAUCCCCAUCAAUAUCGCCUGCUCCCUCCAAUCACUCUUCUCCCCAACUAUCAUCUUCAACACCGCCCCCGCACCUUCGGAGCAGGCCGAUUUCUCCAAUCCAACUCGCGUCCCCCACGGACCGGUCGUCUCCACCGUUCUCACCAGACGUGUCACCGGUCGGCGCUGUCAAUGGCACUCGGGAAGAUACGCCACCGCAACUUGCUGUCGAGCGGCCUCAGCGUCGUGUGCCAAGAGCAUGGUUGCAAUCAGUGGGUGCACGGUCUAACGAGAGCUCUCCAACCCGGACCAAACCAUCCUCGGCCGUCAAGUCCGACAUCCAAAGAAUAGUCGGGGCCGCACUGAAACCAUACUAUCGUUCCAAAAUCAUUUCGAAGGAUGAGUUCACUGAUAUCAAUCGAAAUAUAUCUCGGAUGCUAUAUGAGCGCGUUGGGGGCAUUGGAACCCUCGAGGCGGGCACGAAGGCAAAUUUGGAAAGCUCGGCGCGGGACGAAGUGGCGGGGGCCGUGGAUUCCCUCAAACAGAAGCAGAGGAGCAUCAACGGUCAUGAGGAUAGUGCUUGA
This is a messenger RNA of Aspergillus affinis, 1878 nucleotides long. RefSeq names its product putative PHD and RING finger domain protein. NCBI's taxonomy places the organism in Eukaryota, Fungi, Ascomycota, Eurotiomycetes, Eurotiales, Aspergillaceae. The coding region runs from base 1 to 1878 and encodes 625 amino acids. The transcript has 2 exons. The record is from RefSeq and is a predicted model, not a curated record.